Anguilla anguilla (European eel) is the source of this 1351-nucleotide messenger RNA. It is a transcript of the gene arpc5a, whose product is annotated as actin related protein 2/3 complex, subunit 5A. Gene Ontology annotation, cellular component: actin cytoskeleton; cytoplasm; Arp2/3 protein complex. The record is from RefSeq and is a predicted model, not a curated record. Gene Ontology annotation, biological process: regulation of actin filament polymerization; Arp2/3 complex-mediated actin nucleation; cell migration. Bases 148 to 600 code for a protein of 150 amino acids. The transcript has 4 exons. Gene Ontology annotation, molecular function: actin filament binding. NCBI's taxonomy places the organism in Eukaryota, Metazoa, Chordata, Actinopteri, Anguilliformes, Anguillidae.
GCUGGGGGCGCUGAAAUACGGAAGUAAAUAUAAAUUAGUAGAGAAAGGAAGUAAGUGAGGAGAGCGAAAUAAAUUAGUAAAAGCGGCUCGAUUCGUAUACUUAAGCUAUUUUUGGGGGGCAGUACCUGGAUUUUAAAUAUCUGCACAAUGUCGAAGAACACCGUGUCCGAUCGUUUCAGGAAGGUAGAUGUAGACGAAUACGACGAGAAUAAGUUUGUCGACGAGGAGGACGGUGGAGAAAACCAACUCGGUCCAGACGAAGCAGAAGUCGAUUCGCUGAUCAGACAGGGUAAUUUGAUGGAUGCCCUGCAGGCAGUUCUGAAGAACCCACCAAUAAACACAAAAAACCAGAAUGUUAAGGAACGGGCUGAAGACCUGGUUCUGAAUGUCCUCACCUCCUUCAAGAGCAGUGACAUUGAGAAGGCGGUGCAGACACUGGGCAAGAACGACGUGGACCUCCUCAUGAAAUACAUCUACAAAGGGUUUGAGAAGCCCUCUGAAAACAGCAGCGCUGCCCUCCUGCAGUGGCAUGAGAAGGCCUUAUCUGCUGGUGGAGUGGGCUCCAUAGUGCGGGUACUGACUGCCAGGAAAACGGUCUAAUCUAACCGACAGAGAGAAAGGGAUUUGCUGGUACAAAGUCCCAAACCUGGUUCACCAGGACUGCGAGGGUCUCCCUUCUGAUGGAUCCUCAUCACUUUUUCCCUGCUUGCUUCAAACCCCUCCCCCUUUCCCCCUGAUUGGACAGCCUGCGUGAUCACAUGGCAAAAGGUUCCCCUGCCCUUCCAAGCCUGAAGCAAUCUAUGCAGAGCCCACUACGCUCAGUGGUCUGGCCCUGCCUGCAGAUGUGUCAGCAGGCUUCAAAAGAGGGAGGAAAUGCCAAAAAAACAGCCAGCAGCUACUUUUAGAGGCUCAUUAACUAAUUAUUAGGUGACUCCUUGACUGUGGUGCAAAAGGCUAGUGACUACCAUCACCGUCAGGGAUAGUUAAAGCCAUUUUCCAUGAUUGUGAAUACACUUGGCCCUUGCAUCACGUGAAAGCUGACUGGCCAGUUUGCCAGAAUUCUACACAUGCCAUAAUAAUCCUCUGUCAGUCACUGCUGGACAGUUCUACAGCAGGAAAUGCCAGAAUCCCUCAUGGUAUGGAUAGGCUGGCCAUUCUGAUGAUCCACAGUAUGCUGCUUUCUUGCUUUUCAAUAUGGCUUGUCCCCUACAAUUACAUGCGCCAGACUGGUUUCUGAUUCCCGAAUAUUUUUAUGGACCAAAAUUGCUUUGAUAAAUAAAACUUUUUCCACUAGAAAUUGGUAUGUUAAAAAAUUGAUUGUCCUCAAUAAACAUAACAGUGCAAUAAUAAA